AUGCGGUGGGAUCGGUCGGGUCGAGAGUACGAAAGAAACGAUGGGAGUUCGGCGUCGGGUAGAAAAUAUGGUCAACAACAUGGAACUGCAUCCACGUUAAUAGCGAGUGAAAGGAAGGGAAACUGUGCUUUCUGCCUGAAGAUCCACAAACACGAGAACUGUGAGGGAGUAAAGGAUCCGAAGACACGAAAGAGUUUGGCUCGCAAAUACGGUAGAUGUUUUGUUUGUUUGUCUAAGGGUCAUAGAGCCAGUAGUUGUAAGGUCGAGAACAAAUGUAGUGUUUGUGAUGGGGCUCAUCAUGUUGCACUGUGCGAAAUGAGUCCUAAGAGCGAGGGUAAGCAUGACGAAAUACCCAAGCCUAAUGACGAAUGUAAAAACGUACCCAAUAACACGAAUGUGCAUGUGACUACUCCUAAUAGUAACUUGCAUGCUGGAACUGGUAGCCUGGUUGCCUUGCAGACUGCACGUGGCGUUUUAAGGGGGAAAGGGUGGUUAAGGUGCGGGUCCUCUUUGACGCGGGAAGUCAUCGUUCCUUUGUUACUUCCAAAGCAGCUGGUCUCGCGAAUCCCAGGGUAUAGAAGGGAAUUGUUAGGAAUUAAUACGUUCGGUCAAAAAUGCGUAAAAGCCGAGCACAGGGAAGUGGUUGAAUUAAAGCUUGAACCUCUUAACGGAAAUAAGGUUAUCACACUGGAAGCAUUUGUAGUGCCGGAAAUAUGUAGCAUAGGAAAUAGCCAUGUAGAGAUAGCACGGAGGGAGUAUAAACAUCUGGAAGGACCGCUGAGAGUACAAGACAUUGAGAGAGCGGAGCCAGUCCAAGUGAAUUUUGUAGCACAGAGAUUGAGUAGUGAAGACAGUUUGGAGAGUAAUGUGCAAAAAUUAUGGAGUUUUGAAGGGUUAGGCAUUAGUGAGGAAGAUAAGGUACAUGAAGAGUUUUUAGAUGAAAUAUCAUUUACAGGAAGUAGAUAUUCAGUCAAACUGCCCUGGAAGGAGAGCCAUAAGAAGUUGCCUGACAACUAUGCAAAUAGCUUAAGUAGAAUGAAGGGCAGUAUUCGCAGGGAGGCAGUGACCACUAAACUCCGGAUCGUCUAUGACGCAUCAUCCAAGGAAGGUAAGUCUGGGACAUCGCUUAACGACUGCCUACAUGUUGGGCCUUCUCUCAAUCCAUUAUUAUACAGCAUAUUAAUACGGUUCAGAGAAAAUAGGAUUGCUUUAGUUGGUGACAUAGAAAAGGCAUUUUUGAAUGUUGAAGUAGAUAAGGCGGAUAGAGAUUGUUUGAGAUUUUUGUGGGUCAAUGAUAUAGAAAGUGAUAAGUUGGAGAUAGUUGUUUAUAGGUUUUGUAGAGUAGUUUUUGGAGUGAAUGCAUCACCAUUUCUACUGAAUGCAACCUUAAGGCAUCAUUUAACAAAGUAUAACGAAAUAGAUGCUGCAUUUGUAAGAAAGUUGCAGGAAAGUUUUUACGUUGACGACCUGGUCAGUGGUGAGAGUACGGUAGAGAAGACCUUUGAACUUUAUGAUAAGGCUAAGACAAGAAUGGCACAAGGGGGUUUUAGAUUAAGGAAGUGGUUGACCAACAGUGAGGUGUUAAGGAGUAAACUAGAGAUUCACGAAAAAGAUCAGGGUUCGUCAGAACAAAGCAUCAAUGAUCAGGAAACAUAUGCUAGGUUAUCUUUGGGAGCAGUAGGGGGUGAGUCAAAGGGCCAUAAGGUUUUAGGGCAGGUGUGGGAUAACCACAAGGACGAACUGAAAUUUGAAAUUUCCAAGGUGGGAGAAAAGGCAGAGACGUUAUCGCCAACAAAGCGGAACCUCCUGAGCAUUUUAGCCAGUUUGUUCGAUCCUCUAGGGAUAAUAAGUCCAUUGAUAGUUAGUGCCAAGAUCUUAUUCCAGGAGGUUUGUAAUAGUAAGACGGGUUGGGACGACAGCUUUAAGGAAGAGCCUUUAAGAAAGUGGGAAAUCUGGUAUAGGGAUUUGAUUGAGACCAAGGAAAUCACUAUUCCUCGAUGCAUAUACCAAUCCAGCGGAAGAGGAAGUUAUGUCCGCAUGUUAACAUCAAAGGUAAGAGUAGCACCUCUUAAAACAACUAGCAUUCCAAGGUUAGAGUUAAUGUCUGCGAGGCUCUUAGCGCAGUUACUAAAGUCAGUGAAAGAUUCAUUAGAAAACCAGGUUAGUAUAGAUAAUACGAAGUUGUGGCUUGAUAGCAUGACAGCACUCUACUGGAUAAUGAACAACGGUGAGUGGAAACAAUUCGUCCGCCACAGAGUAAAUGAAAUCCUGAAAUUAACAAACAAGGAGGAUUGGGGACAUUGUCCUGGGGUGGAAAAUCCCGCGGAUAUAGGGUCUAGGGGUGUAGUUGCUUCACAAUUGAAGGAUAACAAGCUAUGGUGGGUGGGGCCUGAUUGGCUUAUUAGGUCUAAGGAGGAGUGGCCGAAAUUUGAGGCUGCUGCCAAAACAAGUACGGUCUUAGAAGAAGAACGAAAGUCUUCCGUAAUGGUCGUAGCUAGUAGUAAAGAGUUAGCUAGUAUAAGCAAAGUGAUAAAUCUGGAGGAUUAUGGGACAGCGGAACGACUUUUCAGAGUAACAGCAUGGGUACUUAGGUUUGGGUUCAAUGCACGAGCAAAGUCUAAGGGCAUGGAAAAGCGCUGUGGAGAAUUGACAGUAGAGGAGCUUGACGAGGCGGAAAAUAGAUGGAUUAAACAGGCUCAGGCAGAGUUAAAGGAGGCUAAAAAGUACGCCCAGAUUAGUAACAGUCUAGGCUUGAUGGAAGAAGGAGGUAUCAUAAGAUGUAAGGGUAGACUGCGUAACUCUGAGCUAGAGUACAACACGAAACACCCAAUCAUUAUUCCCAAGGAUAAUAGAUUAACUGAGCUGAUUGUCAGAAAAUGUCACAGUGAAGUGCACCAUUGUGGGGUUAGGGCAACCUUGGGCAGGCUAAGGACGAAAUAUUGGGUCGUGAAGGGAAGGCAAAUGGUAAAGCGAGUUAUAGGUAAAUGCGUCACCUGUAAGAAAUUAGAAGGAAGGGCAUAUGGGGGGAGACAGAUGGCAGAUUUACCAGGCUUUCGAGUGAAGGAAGCUGCUCCUUUUUCUAAUGUGGGAGUAGAUUUUGCAGGUCCAUUGUUUGUUAGGUGUUGCACCAAGGCAUCCAAGAAGGCGUAUAUCGCAUUAUUUUCCUGUUGUGUGACUCGAGCAAUACAUUUAGAGCUAGUGCGUGAUUUGUCUGCGGAGACAUUUCUGUGUUGCAUGAGAAGAUUUGCAGCGAGGAGAGGAAUGCCGAGCCUAAUAGUGUCAGACAACGCCAAGACGUUUAAGGCAGCAGAGAGAGCAGUAAAGAAGUUGUUUAAUCAACCUAAAGUAAAAGCAGAAUUAUUAACGAAGCGAGUAACUUGGAGGUUUAACUUAGAAAGAUCGCCUUGGUGGGGAGGAUGGCAAAGUGAGUAUCUCAUAGGGUUACGAGAGUUUCAUAGAAGUGGUAAUCGAAAGGCAAGAAGUUUGAAGGAGGGCGAAGUAGUUGUAGUUUAUGGAGAAGGAGAGAAGCGAGGCAAGUGGAAACUAGGGAAGGUAGAACAGCUAAUUUUAGGAAAUGACAGCGAGGUUAGGGGAGCUAAGUUAAGAAUAGCAGGAAAGGGUAAACCAGUUUACCUGAAAAGACCGGUGCAGAAACUUUACCCGUUGGAAAUUCAAGCUCGACCGGGUGGGAACGGGACGGAAGGGAAUUCCCCUUCAGGUGAGGCAGAGGGUUCCUUGCAUGAUCUGCAUGAGCGUCCGAGACGAGCUGCUGCUGAGAUUUCAAAAGCGAAGACAAGGGUGAUGCUUGAUUCAUAG
Molecule: messenger RNA, 3816 nt
Organism: Dendronephthya gigantea
Lineage: Eukaryota; Metazoa; Cnidaria; Anthozoa; Malacalcyonacea; Nephtheidae
Exons: 5
Coding region: 1-3816 (1271 amino acids)
Molecular function (GO): nucleic acid binding
Source: RefSeq, a predicted model, not a curated record